AAUGGCGUGAACCCGCGAUGUGGAGCUUGCAGUGAACCGAGAUCUUGCCACUGCACUCCAGUCUGGGUGACAGAGCGAGACUCCGUCUCAAAAGAGAAAAAAACAAAAACAAAAACUUGUCAGCUCUAUUUGCUGUAAGAACUAUAUGAGUAACAUGAAAAUGCCUGACUAGACCCUGUUCCUGUUUUUACUCUUAGCUCGUUCAAAUCUUCGUAAGGAUAAUUAACAGCAGUUUGAGUUCUGGGAUUCACACUCCAAACUACUGUUUUACUCACCCAGCUACCCUUUUCUGCACUACUACUGGAAAACCAUACCUGUAUCAGUUUACUUCCAUUAUUUUACUUGAAGUGAAUUCCUGGACCAUGAGACAUUAGACCAAGGCUAAAAAUAAAAAUAAAAGAAUCAAUCACCCCUGAGUUUUGGUAUUACCGCUUUCAAGUUAUGGAUCUGCCUCCUCAUAGGUAAAAUUUGCAAAAUAUCACCCGCCGUGUGUGCCUCAGAACUGUUAUGGAUUAAGGAAGAGAACAAUGUUUAUGAAAACGUUUUGUAAAUUAUACAAAUGUGGGACAUAAUGUUCCUGGUAACUGUAUGCAAACAAUAAGACAACAAAACAAACGCAAAAGCUUUUUUAACUUGUUGCAGUUUUCCUGCCCGGUGUUCCCUCCGUGAAUGAGCAGCGUGCAGCGAGCAUGUGCGCGCAGUUGCGGUUCCAUCAACGCCACACUGCUCGGCUUGCGGACGGGGAAACCUGCCAUAGCGCGCCUGCCGCCUGCCGAGCGAGGCUCACCGUUCCACUGGGGUCAGUGGGCUAUUGACUCCCCGCCUGGGUGAAACCGGAGCUUCCAAGUCACGUGGCGCGCGAAGACAAACCAGGCUGCUCGGGGUUUCCCGUAGCUUUCCCCCAGCUUCCUGGCGAUUCAUAUUCUGGCGCUUACCCCUCCCUUUGGUCGGGCGGAACCCAAUCCCCGCCUGACAAGUAAGUCCCGCCGGCCGGACGCGGUGGCGCGCGCCUGUGGUCCCGGCUGCUCGCGGUGCUGAGGCGGGAGAAUCACCUGAGCCCGGGAGGUCGGGGGCUGCAUGGAACCGCGAUCGCACCACCGCACUCCAGCCUGGGCAACUGAGCGAGACCCUGCCUCCAAAAAUAAGAAUAAAGGAGAAAAAAAAAAAAAAAAAAAAGAACUGCGGCCCCAUUGGCCUGACUCUCCUGAACAGCCUAGCUGUCUCCGACCAGUUACGGAGGAGGAGGCCUUGAGAGGAUAGUGCCAUUGGCUCGAUGUCCUGCCCUUCCGAAACCUAAGUCUUUAGCUUCCAAUCGGGACUCAGCUUUGAGAAGAGCGCCACGCGGUGGGCGAGAGGAUGCCCCAGUAAAUCCGCAGGUCUUUUGACUCUUUCUGCCUUUGUUUACAACCCUGUUGUGAUCUCCCUGUUGAAAAAGCGAGGGCUAGAGAACAGGCAUUCAAAUAUCCUGAGCUCCAGUCACAGCCUUUUCUAUUCUUCCGCUAGGCGACACCAAACCCUGGGGAAGAUUUACUAUAGCUAAGAGAAAACUGAAGCAGAAAGGGCGCGGCUACCUACUUCUUCAAUUCCGUUUGUGGACCCUCAGACUCAGUCCCCCACUCCCAGAUACAGCGGCCCUACCGUGGCUCCUGACAAGAAGCAUGGAUCUCGGAAUCCCUGACCUGCUGGACGCGUGGCUGGAGCCCCCAGAGGAUAUCUUCUCGACAGGAUCCGUCCUGGAGCUGGGACUCCACUGCCCGCCUCCAGAGGUUCCCGUGACUAGGCUACAGGAACAGGGACUGCAAGGCUGGAAGUCCGGUGGGGACCAUGGCUGUGGCCUUCAAGAGAGUGAGCCUGAAGAUUUCUUGAAGCUUUUCAUUGAUCCAAAUGAGGUGUACUGCUCAGAAGCAUCUCCUGGCAAUGACAGUGGCAUCUCUGAGGACCCCUGCCGUCCAGACAGUCCCCCUGCCCCCAGGGCAACCAGUUCUCCUCCGCUCUAUGAGGUUGUCUAUGAGGCAGGGGCCCUGGAGAGGAUGCAGGGGGAAACUGGGCCAACUGUAGGCCUCAUCUCCAUCCAGCUAGAUCAGUGGAGCCCAGCAUUUAUGGUACCUGAUUCCUGCAUGGUCAGUGAGCUGCCCUUUGAUGCUCAUGCCCACAUCUUGCCCAGAGCAGGCACCUUAGCCCCAGUGCCUUGUACAACCCUGCUGCCCUGUCAAACCCUGUUCCUGACGGAUGAGGAGAAGCGUCUGCUGGGGCAGGAAGGGGUUUCUCUGCCCUCUCACCUGCCCCUCACCAAGGCAGAGGAGAGGGUCCUCAAGAAGGUCAGGAGGAAAAUCCGUAACAAGCAGUCAGCUCAGGACAGUCGGCGGCGGAAGAAGGAGUACAUUGAUGGGCUGGAGAGCAGGGUGGCAGCCUGUUCUGCACAGAACCAAGAAUUACAGAAAAAAGUCCAGGAGCUGGAGAGGCACAAUAUCUCCUUGGUAGCUCAGCUCCGCCAGCUGCAGACGCUAAUUGCUCAAACUUCCAACAAAGCCGCCCAGACCAGCACUUGUGUUCUGAUUCUUCUUUUUUCCCUGGCUCUCAUCAUCCUGCCCAGCUUCAGUCCAUUCCAAGGUCGACCAGAAGCUGGGCCUGAGGAUUACCAGCCUCACGGAGUGACUUCCAGAAAUAUCCUGACCCACAAGGACAUAACAGAAAAUCUGGAGACCCAAGUGGUAGAGUCCAGACUGAGGGAGCCACCUAGAGCCAAGGAUGCAAAUGACUCAACAAGGACACUGCUUGAGAAGAUGGGAGGGAAGCCAAGACCCAGUGGGCGCAUCGGGACCGUGCUGCAUGCAGAUGAGAUGUGAGCUGGAACAGACCUUCCUGGCCCACUUCCUGAUCACAAGAAGGAAUCCUGGGCUUCCUUACGGCUUUGCUUCACACUGGGAUUCCUACUUAGGUGUCUGCCCUCAGGGGUCCAAAUCACUUCAGGACACCCCAAGAGAUGUCCUUUAGUCUCUCUCUGCCUGAGGCCCAGUCUGCAUUUGUUUGCAUAUAUCAGAGGGUACCUCAAAUACUUUUGUUAUGUAUCUAUGAUUUUAUUUCUUCUUUGGGGACAGGGUUGAGGGGAAAUAAGUUUUGAGUGAUAAAUAAACGUUUUAACUGAAAUUGUA
Molecule: messenger RNA, 3152 nt
Organism: Piliocolobus tephrosceles (Ugandan red Colobus)
Lineage: Eukaryota; Metazoa; Chordata; Mammalia; Primates; Cercopithecidae
Gene: CREB3L4
Product: cAMP responsive element binding protein 3 like 4
Exons: 10
Coding region: 1659-2846 (395 amino acids)
Biological process (GO): regulation of transcription by RNA polymerase II
Cellular component (GO): nucleus
Molecular function (GO): RNA polymerase II cis-regulatory region sequence-specific DNA binding; DNA-binding transcription factor activity, RNA polymerase II-specific
Source: RefSeq, a predicted model, not a curated record